UCCGGCGCCUUUUCUAAACCCGAGAGCGCAGAGAGGUCCGCGGAUGUUUUUAAGUCGUUUGAGGUUACCUAGCAGUGAAAUUUCAUCCCGAAUUACCUGUGACAUACGGCCAGCUUGAAAUUACUGCAAAUUCAAAACUUGGUCAGUUGGAUUGACUUGAGGAUUGUCUUCAAAACGGUUGCAAAACGAUGUCGGCCAGCUGUGGACGGAAUCCUCCUCCUUUUCCCGACAACGAAGACCUGGAGGCUGAAUUAGACCCUCGAGUACCGGACAGCGACGAAGAUGAUGAAGGGGAGGACAUAUUUAUCGGGGCGAGAAGUAUACCGAUCACACCCACAUCCGGUCCUGAUGAGGGUCCUGAUGGUGAUAUUUUCAGUGAGGAGGGGUCUUACAUCAGGACCACCACUAAUGGUCUUCACUCUGAUGAAGAACUGGAUCUGUUUACUGAAGCCACUGUAGAACUGACCCUUACCAACACCACCAGUCAAGGCAGAAGAGAGAUUAUUGGCCCGACUGCAUCGGCAUGCAACACCAUACAUGUGCCUAACUCCAUUCACAAACCCAGUAUUGUGAACAAGACCAUGGAGGAGCUUGAGGAGGAGGAAAGCCAAGAUCAGUUUGAGCUGAACGUUGCAGUCACCAACCCAGAGAAAAUUGGAGAUGGCAUGAAUGCCUAUAUGUCUUACAAAGUGUCAACUCAGACUACAUUGCCCAUGUUUCGUAAUAAGAUGUUUUCUGUGCGCCGGCGUUUCAGCGAUUUUCUGGGACUUUACGAAAAGCUUUCGGCAAAACACUCCUUGCUAGGCUGCGUCAUCCCACCGCCACCUCAGAAAAGCGUAGUGGGAAUGACUAAAGUGAAGGUGGGGAAGGAGGACUCCUCCUCAGCAGAGUUUGUGGAGAAGAGACGAGCAGCGCUGGAGAGAUAUCUGCAGAGGGUAGUAGCCCAUCCAUCUCUGCUGCAAGACCCCGAUGUUCGAGAGUUUUUAGAAAGAGAUGAGUUGCCCAGAGCGGUGAAUACUCAGACUUUGAGUGGAUCUGGCCUGUUAAAGAUGAUAAACAGAGCAUCAAAUGCAGUGAACAAGAUGACUGUUAAAAUAAAUGAAUCAGAUAAUUGGUUUGAAAGUAAGCUUCAGGAGGUGGAGAAUGAGGAGCAGCUGUUGAGGAGGCUUCACACUGCUGUUGACUCGUUAGUAAACCACAGGAAAGAGUUGUGUAACAACACAGCGGUGUUCAGUAAAAGUGUAGCGAUGCUGGGCAGUGUGGAGGAGAACUCUGCGCUGUCUCGUGCACUGUCACAGCUGGCCGAGGUGGAUGAUAAGAUGGAGCAGCUCCACCAGCAACAAGUCUUCAGUGAUUUCUUCAUUCUUGGAGAGCUCAUGGCCGACUAUGUCAGACUGCUAGGGGCUGUGAGGUGCUGUUUUGAGCAGAGGAUAAAGGUGUGGCAACGUCUGCAGGAGGCUCAAAGCACACUUCAGAAGAAACGAGAGGCAGAGGCCAAACUGCUCUGGGCAAACAAACCCGACAAACUGCAGCAGGCUAAAGAUGACAUAAAUGAGUGGGAGUCUAAAGUCAGUCAGUAUGAAAGAGAUUUUGAAAGAGUCACCUGUACAGUGCGCAAAGAAGUGCUCAGGUUUGAGAAAGAGAAAACCAGAGAUUUUAAACAGCACAUAGUGAAAUAUAUUGAGUCCCUGCUUCACACCCAGCAUCGGCUUGUGAAAUGCUGGGAGGCUUUCCUGCCUGAGGCCAAAGCUAUCGCCUGAUCAGAUUAUUACCUCACACGCUCCCAACCUUUGACCUUGAGCAGACAAUCAACAUUUCUCUCUUCCUUUGCUCACUCUCUCAGAAAACAUGCAUACAUCAUUCCAUAACAGUGUAUCUUUAGUUUUAUGAUGGUAACUUUGUGCUGUGGCCCAUGGUACCUUUGACAGUUGAAUGUUGAGUGUAAAAGUUAAAGGUCAAAGUAGCUUGAAGCAGGAACAGCGUGUGAGAUACUGCAAGAAUAUUUUUUGUGUGCGCACGUAUGUAUGUGUGUGUGUGUUUGUGUUUAGUGUUAUCCAUAAGGGUUUUAAUGUUGCUUAGACCGUGUAGUGUUUUAAACUGCCUUUGAGUCUCAUUACGUUGUCGUAAUGGAUGUGCACAGGGAUUAGACUGAACAUUUAAAGUUUAAAAUCCAUUUCAGAUUUGCAUCAUUUACAUUUUUGAAAAAGUACAAACACAGGAGAUUUCAACAGCACUUCUUGCAGGCUGAUUUUGCAAAGCGAAGUGUGGUACGAUGUAGAAAUUGAAUCACAGAAUGAGAAAGAAAAAUGAGGUAAUGUCUUUUGAAAUGAGUCUCAGUAUGUGUUUGUUGUUAAUGUAAAUUGGUGCUUUCUGACUGUUAAAUUGAUUUUCUCAAACAUAUGCACUGAUCUGGACUGGUCCAGAUGAAAGUUCACUUAUAGGUGGACAAAAUUUCUAUUAAAAAACUAUAUUAAGAAGUACAGUAACUCUUCAAAGAAUUAAUUUCUUUGGGAAAAUGUGUAAAAGAAUUGUAUUGUGAAAUGCUUUUAGCAUAUAACAUUGAUACUCUGCUACAUUAUAUCAUACUACCUGCAUAAACCAGUAUGGGUUGUUCCUGACUAAUUCUCAAUUUUGGAAUAUGUGGUUACCUUCUUAGCAGGAACACAUUGGGUUCCAAUGUUUUCCUCUGACAAUAAAUGAAAAGCUCAGAUGCAAAACACUCUAAGUGCAUCUGAUAUGUUGUAAAUGAGCAUUUUUAUCAGACACUUCUUGUCAACAAACCGGUAUUUCUGAAUGAUCUGAGGUGAAAUUAUUUGAGUAAUGUAUAAUAUGUGCCGAGCGCAUUUUUAACGGAGGUUGCGUUUAGAGGCUUUUGCUUCUGAGCUCCUGAAAUAUUCUGUAAAGGUGUUGUUAUGCAUAUGAAUUAUAAGACUCCAUUUUAACUAUUAACAAGAUGUUUGUGAUCUAUUAAAAGAUGUGCGUUUAA
This is a messenger RNA of Paramisgurnus dabryanus, 2986 nucleotides long. RefSeq names its product sorting nexin 1b (gene snx1b). NCBI's taxonomy places the organism in Eukaryota, Metazoa, Chordata, Actinopteri, Cypriniformes, Cobitidae. Gene Ontology annotation, biological process: early endosome to Golgi transport; intracellular protein transport. Gene Ontology annotation, molecular function: phosphatidylinositol binding. Gene Ontology annotation, cellular component: endosome; endosome membrane. The record is from RefSeq and is a predicted model, not a curated record.